AUGUGUGUGUGUGUGAGUGAAAGAGAGAGAGAGAGACAGAGAGAGAGAGAAAGAGAGAGUUAGUCCGUUCUGCUCCUCUUUCACUGCUCCAUCCGGGAACUUCCGAAUUAGCAUUGACAACCGAAGCGCAACUUUUUCCCCAGGCAAAGUGAAAUCAAGCCGCGGACUCGGACAAAAAAUAUAGUUCCUCCCCCUCUUCCACUCCUUUUCGAACUCAAAAUUAGCGAAAGAAAACCCCCCAUCGUGGCUGCAUAACGGAUACGCCUUCAGCUCGCUGUUUGGGCAGUGGAUGUGAGCCCUUUUCGUCGUCUUUGAAGCACUUUUGCGGUUUUUGUGUGUGUGUGUGCUGCUCUGCCGUGGAAGUGAGUGAGUGAUGAGUCUCGUAGCCAGUAAAGAAGCGAGAACUUGCUCAGCAGCCUGAGUAGUUCAUUUCUUUCGAUUGUUAUUAUCGCUUUUUUUGUCCAAAAAAUCACCUUUUUGCACGUAAACUUCACCCUGGUCGCAUCGAAAGUGGAAGAAAAGUGAUUUUGAAGUCGAAGCAUGGAACUACAAGGCCUUCAAGAGGCGUUGAAAGUAGAAAUCCAAUGUCAUCAGGAUGGAGAGCUUAAGAAACAACUACACGAAAGGCAAAGCAGAAUAACAGCCCUAAGCGAAAAACAAAAGCUGGCGGUAAGAAGUUGUCCUGUGGGGACACCAGCCAAGCCCCUCUCCCUCAUCAAGCCGCCCAGCCAGAGCAUAGCCAUCUCCGUGGUGCCGGCCAAGGCUCCCGUUUCCAUGGUGACCGCACACAUUAACGGACAAAAGGCGGCGAGCUCUGAGGCGCUGCAGACGUCCCCCAUCAACCUCCAAACGGCUAACCGAGCGGCAGCCGCCAGCACGCAGCCCCUGAGCCGGAGAACGGGGGAGCUGUGCCACUCACAGAUGUUGGGAACCCUCACAGCAGUCCCCAUAAAGGUGCCUCAGGUCAGCUCUCUGCAUCGGCUGGCAGGGCAUUCGCCCACUGUGCUACCUCAGGUUAGGCCAAAGACUCUGAUCCCGGACAGCCUUCCCCACAGCCCGUGCCAGGAGCAGCAGUCCGGCCAGCCGCUGAGCCUGCCGCGGGGCACGGCCGUGGUCAGCCCCAAGAGCCAAGGCCCGGCUUUGCCAAUCGCCAACAGCACCUUCAGCCCAGAGAGAAUGGCCAGCAGCCAGGGGGACGGCUCCCCGGCCGGCGUCUCCACAGCCAGCCCUGGGGUCGCCUACGCCAUCAUCUCCUCCGCCUCAUCGGCCGGCAACGGAGUGGCAGCCAUGAGCGAGGCUGUGAAAGUGCAGCCACUGAUCUUCAGCCCAGACAGCAAGGUGAUAAUUAUCCAGCCGCAGAUCCCCAGCAGCUCUCAGGGUUCUUCAGGUCCACUGGCUGAGAGCCACCCACAGGAGCCCAGUCCCGCUGCCUCCUCCCCUCACAAGACCAAGAAGAAGGAGGAAGACCCAGAGAAAAUUGCCUUCAUGGUAGCCCUCGGCCUUGUCACUACAGAACACUUGGAAGAGAUCCAGACCAAAAGGCAGGAGAGGAAGAGAAGAAGUACAGCUAACCCUGCGUACAGCAGCCUGUUUGAGCCAGAGCGCAAAAGACUUGCAUCAAAUUAUCUGAACAACCCACUGUUCCUGUCAGCAAGAGACUCUGUGGAUCUGUGCUGGAAGGACGAGCUUGAGCAUGAUGACCACUGUGCAGUGUGUAAAGAGGAAGGAGACCUUCAGCAGUGCCAUACCUGCACCCGCGCCUACCACCUAGACUGCUUACAUCCUCCCCUCAAAUCCCCGCCCAAGGGUAUGUGGAUGUGCCCCAAGUGCCAGAAGAAGGUUCUGAAUAAAGAGAACUUGUCUUGGCCACAUAACUUUGUCCAGUCUUACGUUACACACAAAACAGUGAGAGAGGAGGAGAAGAGAAAGCUGAUAAGGAGGAACAGUGAGCUGAAGAAAGAGUGCGCCCACCUUAAAGAAGAAGACCAGCGGCUCAGCAAGUCUCUCUCGAAAUGCAUGGAUCUGAAGGAGCGCCUCCUGAGCCAGCAGAGGGAGACUCAGGCCUCACUGGAGCGCCUCAAGACUCUGAUCCGCCUGAUCCAGCGCGACCACAUGAUCCAGGUCACUAUGACGGCCACCACCACCACAGGAGCCUCUCUGCUCUCCCUGCCCUGGAUCAAACCCACCAGCAGCAGCAGCAGCAGCAGCUCCCCCAGCACCACAGCGCCCCCUGCGGGCCCCGCCGCACUACUGCAGAAGAGCGUGGCCCAGUCACAGGGCAACAACUGACCCCAGAGCAGGCAAAAAAAAACAAGAAAAAGAAAAAACGCAACAACAACAACAAGAAAAACAUUUACACAUGACUGAGCGAGCGGCUACAGAACAGACGUGCGUUUCUUUUACCACAUACAGCUCUUCCAGGGACCUGGAGAGUGAUAUCUUAACCAUUGUGGAGUUUUUCUUUUUUCUUUUUGCAAGAGCAGUAAUGUUUUCAGAAAAGAAAUCCUUUAAAAAAAUUCUGAAAAAAAAAAUACUACAAAAAGGAAACUACAGUAUAUCCUUCACUCGAUUCAUGACAAGUAUUUUUUAAACCCAACACCUACAGUGCUUACGAGAUUUUUUUUAAACUUAUCGUUUUUUAAUUUAAUAAAUGUUCUUGGCCUUAACGUAUUUACGACAUUUAAAAAAUAAUAAAAAAAACAAAAAAAAAACAAAGCAGAUAACAGUGCCGUCAUGAAUAUGCGAAAUAAGUAUUCUACGCGGCCACAGCCUUUUCUUUUUAGUAUGUUUUGCGUUUUUUUAACAGGGAGGGGAGGGGAUAAUAACCGUUCUGCAUAUAGCGAGAGAGAACAUUAGAGUAGUGGUAGACGAAAACAAGAGAGCAGGAGACAUAUGAGAAGUGGAGAGGAGUGUACGCUGAUCUAUCCAAGCAGAUAACUGUUCUCAUUCUCCUAUGAACAAUGAUUGCCAUAAUAAUUCAGGUGAAAGAGAGACGGGGAAAUGUUUGUUUUUUCUUCAUUGUGUAUGUACUUACGAGCAUACGAGCCUUCAAACAAACAAAUGAGAAAAAAAAGCAGAGAAUAACUUUUUUCAGUAUUAAUAGAGUUGAGAUAAAGGAACAAAGUAUUUAAGAUGACUACGAAAUUUAGCAUUUCUAGUGCAGAAUUUUAGUAUUUUCAUGCUGAUGCCUGUUCAUAAUUGUGAAUUGAAGUAUUGGAGAGAGGGGAAUUGUACAUAUGUUGUAUUGUUAUUACAGGUCCUUCUAAUUUCUCUUCUGUAUUGUUACUCCAAAUCACAGCCACACAAAUGGUGUUCCUUUAUUUUCCCGUUGCACUGACAACAAAAAAGCGGACAUUUGGAAGGGCCAUUCGAUUUCCAGUGAGCGUGUGAACCUGUCACCAAAACCCUUUCUUUUCUUUUCACCAGUAUAUAAGAUAAGCCAAAAAAAAAGACCCUUACAUUUUUGUACUGGGAACUUUCCCAUUUUUUCACCACCGUCUCGCUUAUCUGUCCUGUCCAUAUGUCUGAUUUUUUACUUUGAAGCUGUUUGUUUCUUUUAUUAUCAUCCAACGACAUCAUGUACAACAUCGCAUAUUCUUGC
Molecule: messenger RNA, 3601 nt
Organism: Colossoma macropomum (tambaqui)
Lineage: Eukaryota; Metazoa; Chordata; Actinopteri; Characiformes; Serrasalmidae
Gene: phf21b
Product: PHD finger protein 21B
Exons: 14
Coding region: 541-2289 (582 amino acids)
Source: RefSeq, a predicted model, not a curated record